This is a messenger RNA of Sinocyclocheilus grahami, 784 nucleotides long. RefSeq names its product cyclin-dependent kinase 11B-like. The transcript has 6 exons. NCBI's taxonomy places the organism in Eukaryota, Metazoa, Chordata, Actinopteri, Cypriniformes, Cyprinidae. The record is from RefSeq and is a predicted model, not a curated record. Bases 212 to 784 code for a protein of 190 amino acids.
AAUUUAAAAUUCCUGGGGCCCUAAGGCUCCACAGAACUAAUGCACCGCUGACUGUGUUCCAGGGCCUGUGUCUCAUCACAGAGGAGCUCCUGCAGACGAGUAUGCAGAUAAAGGGCGCUCGCGUCACCGCAGUCGCAGUCGCAGCCCUGCUCGCCAGCAGAGAGAGAUCAAAGCAGAGAGCAGCGAGCAACGCCGAGUGCGAGAGGUUAAGAUGGAUGAUAAAAACCCCCUGUCUGAGCUACAGGACAUCAGUGACAGUGAGAGGAAGACAAACACACCAGACUCAUCGAUGGGCUCUGGAUCUGAGGAUGAGGAAGGUGAGGAGAAUGAUGAAGAAGAGUCCAGCAGUCAGAGUGAGGCAGAUGAAGAAGGCGAGUCAGGAUCAGACUCUGGGGGGUCAGAACACAGCGAAGGUGCCAUGAGUGAUGAAGAACAGUCAGAGGAGGAAGAAGAGGACCGAGAGAAUGGAAACCACAUUCCUCCCAUUCCAGAGUCCCGGUUUGAUCAUGACUCGGAGGUGAGCGGUGAGGAAGAGGAAGAAGAGGGAGCCGAGGAGGCAGGAGACGUCACCCCACAGUCUCCCUCUCAUUCAGCCACUCCUGAAGACAACUACGUCCCCGAAUCACCGCCCAUCUCACCUGUAGAGCUGAAGAGAGAGCUGCCCAAAUACCUGCCGGCUUUACAGGUACACUCACUCGCGUACACCUGUCUGCUUACUAGGGCGGACCGCAUCCGCUCCCCGGCAUCCAUCAGAACCGCGAGCCGUAACACAGCACCAUUUUAA